This is a messenger RNA of Paramecium octaurelia, 226 nucleotides long. Lineage: Eukaryota; Ciliophora; Oligohymenophorea; Peniculida; Parameciidae. The record is from the annotation of a GenBank genome assembly.
GGUGACAUCUUUUUGUUUGAUACAUCGAUAUGCUAUGGAUCAUAUAGUAUAUUCCAAUUUAAUAAUGUAUUCAAAUCUAAAGAAGCUAGGUUAGAAUAAAUAUAUUAUAUAUGUUUAAAGUCAACACAAAUUCUAUUUUAAGACCUUACUAUUGAGUUUUUUAUUGGGCAUUGGUUUACGCAAGUUCCAUUAGGCAACAUAUUUUAUCUAAGUGAACACCUACUGA